Molecule: messenger RNA, 898 nt
Organism: Hypoxylon fragiforme
Lineage: Eukaryota; Fungi; Ascomycota; Sordariomycetes; Xylariales; Hypoxylaceae
Exons: 2
Coding region: 35-709 (224 amino acids)
Source: RefSeq, a predicted model, not a curated record
CAGGGAACAUAAACAACGCAAGUCCAUCAUCAGAAUGGACCCGGAUUGUGCUAUCUGCCAUGCUCCUGCUAGCCGGGCUUGCGACUGUGAGGCCAAAGGUCUCGAGAUCGCCAUCGAACAAGCCGAAACCAGGAUGAUGCAGUCUGUCUUUACUGAGAUACGAUCUUGGGUCCGAGCACACGCUCAAGACUACAUACUCGAGUAUUUUCGCCUACUCACCGACCGACGCAAAGCUGCACAUACGUCUCAUUUGGAACGUCUAACAGCACACGCGUGGCAUUAUUACAAUGCGCCCCCGCAUCCAAACGAGGUUGCUGCCGCACAAGCGACUCUAAAGCGAGGAAUCGACGAAGAUUGGCAAUCUAGCGUUCAGCGGUACCCUGAGGUGCUCGAAUACUUUUACAGCCUAGUCGAACUAACACUUCCUCCCGACGACGAGCCUGCCGUCAAGGAUCCUCCGUUGAGUGCCUUGAGCGGGUCACGGAAGGGCGGAAGGCGAGGUGGCACAUCGACGGCCACGAUAGCGGGCGAAGCAUUCCACGAGAGAGUGGAACGUAACCCUCUCGCAAGAAGAACGCCGCCGCCGCCGCCUCCACCCAUGGAUCGAAGAACGCCAGGACCGGUUGGCAAUCCAUUGGCCCCGCCCUCACGGCGGCAUAGCUACCGGCCUCCGACUGCACCGCCGCCGAGUACUUAUUUCCAAUACUAAAAGUUGGAUGACAUAGUCAGAGGAAUGGUCAUAUUAUCGUUGAAAAAACGACGACCACGACAGCUUUACGCCCUGGCCAUUGACUCGAGCUCCUUUGUUCUACCUGUACAAUUGGAUCACAGCACCUCAAACAUCUACACCACAAUCUUCUAUUUCUAAUCCGAUGAAACUAAGCACGACCCUAUUCAC